GGACCCGGAAGAGGCUUUCAGUAGUGUUGUCAUAAGMGCUCAGCUGAUAGUUAACUACAAUAAAUAGGCAACGAACACGUAAUCUUUUCCGACAGAGUUCAGCAAUUCUCUUUUACAUCUGAUUUUGUUUUGUUUGCAUUUAUCGGAGGUGUCCCACAGCGUCGCCAUAAUGAACGUGACGCUCCAACGUACAUCUCCAAAAUGAUGGAAAACAGCGGGCCUGGGACGAAGGUUCUGCUCAUGGACAAAGAGACGACCAGUAUAGUGAGUGUAGUWUACACCCACUCUGAGAUUCUGCAGAAAGAGGUUUACUUGUUCGAACGGAUCGACUCUCAGAGACACAUGAAGCACCUGAAGGCCAUCUGCUUCCUUCGUCCCACCAAGAAUAACGUGGAGCACUUGAUCCAGGAGCUCAGGAGGCCAAAGUAUAUGGUCUACUUCAUCUACUUCAGUAACGUGAUCAGUAAAAGUGAGAUCAAAGCUCUGGCUGAAGCUGAUGAACAGGAGGUGGUGGCUGAAGUCCAGGAGUUUUAUGGAGACUUCAUCGCUGUGAAUCCUCACCUCUUCUCCCUCAACCUGCAGGGAGUUGCCAGGGGCCGUAGCUGGGAACCCUCCAUGUUGUCCCGCUGCACUCAGGGUUUGACCUCCGUCCUGCUCGCUCUGAAAAAAUGUCCCCUGAUCCGCUACCAGCUGUCCUCGGASAUGUCCAAACGCCUGGCGGAGAGCGUCAAGCAAAUCAUCACAAAGGAAUACGAGCUGUUCGACUUCAGGAAGACUGAAGUUCCUCCUCUGCUGCUGAUCCUGGACCGAAGCRACGACGCCAUCACGCCGCUGCUCAACCAGUGGACGUACCAGGCGAUGGUCCACGAGCUGCUGGGUCUGAACAACAACCGGAUCGACUUGUCCAGAGUCCCGGGGAUCAGUAAAGACCUGAGGGAGGUGGUGCUGUCUGCAGAGAACGAUGAGUUUUACGCCAACAACUUGUAUCUGAAUUUCGGGGAGAUCGACAACAUAAAGAACCUGAUGGAGGAUUUUCAGAAAAAGAAGCCGAGGCAACAGAAGCUGGAGUCCAUCGCUGACAUGAAGGCAUUUGUAGAUAACUACCCAAAGAAGAUGUCGGGCACCGUGUCCAAACACAUGACGGUGGUGGGGGAGCUGUCCCGGCUGGUGUCGGAGCGGCAGCUCAUGGAGGUGUCGGAGGUGGAGCAGAACCUGGCCUGUCAGAACGACCACUCCAACGCUCAGCAGAAUGUCCGACGGCUGCUGCAGAACCCUCGUAUUACAGAGCUGGACGCCGUCCGUCUCGUCAUGCUCUACGCUUUGAGAUACAAACGCCACAGCAGCAGCAUCCUCCCGUCGCUGAUGGACGAGCUGAGCAGGGAAGGAGUGUCUGAACGAUACCGAAGG
Austrofundulus limnaeus is the source of this 1407-nucleotide messenger RNA. Its product is annotated as vacuolar protein sorting-associated protein 45-like. Gene Ontology annotation, biological process: vesicle-mediated transport. NCBI's taxonomy places the organism in Eukaryota, Metazoa, Chordata, Actinopteri, Cyprinodontiformes, Rivulidae. The record is from RefSeq and is a predicted model, not a curated record.